Messenger RNA from Adineta steineri, 1554 nucleotides. The record is from the annotation of a GenBank genome assembly. Lineage: Eukaryota; Metazoa; Rotifera; Eurotatoria; Adinetida; Adinetidae.
AUGAGUCAAGACGAUAUUCUUCAAUCAACAAAAACAGUUAUUCAAGGUCUUGAAGCUUUGAAAAAUGAACAUGGUAAAAUGCUUGAAAAUAUUGUUGGAUCAAUGCAAACAUCAACAAAAGAUACAAAUAAAAUCGAAGAAAAAGCUGGUUUAUUACGAAAAUCAAUGGAUAUGAUUGAAUUAGGUAUCGGUGAAGCUCAAGUUAUGAUGCAAUUAGGUAAUCAUCUACAGAAUCUUGAAGCCGAAAAACAUAAAUUACGUACACAAGUUAAGCGUUUAUGUCAAGAAAAUGCUUGGUUAAGAGAUGAAUUAGCAUCAUCACAAAAGAAAUUACAUGAUUGUGAACAAUCCAAUGCAUCUUAUUCAGUUGAACUUGAACAUUUAAAAUUUUUGAAAGAUAUUAAACAAUAUGAUUUAAAUGAUAAUAAUUCAUCAACAAUAAAUCCAUCAUCUGGUCAAACAAAUGAUCUUGUUAAUGAUCUUUUUCCAACUGAUGAUGAUGCUUAUAUUGAUCAACAAAAUGCAAAUGAAAGAAAUCAAUCGUAUGCUGAUUUAAUGAUGACACCAUCACAAUCAGCUAGUGGUUCAUUUAUAUCAUCAACUGGUUAUGAAAUACCAGCUAGAUUAAAAACUCUACAUAAUUUAGUUAUUCAAUAUGCAUCUCAAGGUCGAUAUGAAGUUGCUGUACCAUUAUGUCGACAAGCACUUGAAGAUUUAGAAAAAACAUCUGGUCAUCAACAUCCUGAUGUUGCUACAAUGUUAAAUAUUCUUGCACUUGUUUAUCGUGAUCAAUCAAAAUUUAAAGAAGCUGCUGCUUUACUUAACGAUGCAUUAGCUAUUCGAGAGAAAACACUUGGACAUGAUCAUCCAGCUGUAGCAGCAACAUUAAAUAAUCUAGCUGUUCUUUAUGGUAAACGAAAUAAAUUUAAAGAAGCUGAAGUUUUAUGUAAACGUGCAUUAGAAAUACGUGAAAAAUGUCUUGGUCCAUUACAUCCCGAUGUUGCUAAACAACUUAAUAAUCUUGCGUUACUUUGUCAAAAUCAAGGUAAAUAUGAUGAAGUUGAAUCCUAUUAUAAACGUGCUAUUGAAAUCUAUAUAAAAACUCUCGGUAUUGAUGAUCCAAAUGUUGCUAAAACAAAAAAUAAUCUUGCAUCUGCUUAUCUUAAACAACAAAAAUAUAAAGAAGCUGAACAAAUCUAUAAAGAUGUUUUAACACGAGCACAAGAAAAAGAUUUGUUAAAUAAAUCUGCUAUUGCUACUCAACAACAAGAAAAUCCAAGUGGAACAACUGGUGGUAAUUAUGAUGCACAAGGUGGAUGGUAUAAAACAAUUCUAACAGAUCAACCAACAGUAACAACAACAUUAAAAAAUCUCAGUUUAUUAUAUCGACGUCAAGGAAAAUAUGAAGCUGCUGAAACCUUAGAAACUUGUGCAGCAAAAGCACGAAAAGAUCCACAAGCUAUUAUUCAAGCACUUAAUAUUGUUAAACAAACUAAUUUAAAUACUCAACAACCAUCAGCAUCAACAACAACAACUACUACUACACCUUCGUGA